Messenger RNA from Penicillium egyptiacum, 897 nucleotides. The record is from the annotation of a GenBank genome assembly. NCBI's taxonomy places the organism in Eukaryota, Fungi, Ascomycota, Eurotiomycetes, Eurotiales, Aspergillaceae.
AUGCCUGAUAUCCUCAUUGUCAAUGACAAUGCUUCCUUCGCUUCAAGUGAUACCUUCUCUACUCAAGACUCGAUAGAGCAAUCCCGACACUCGCUCCGAAGAAACACAGUUGCCCAGCUCACAAGGAGGGUUUCCAAGAGAAUAUCCCAAACAAUCCUCAGGGUCAGAGUUCAAGAACAUGCAUUGAGUGAAAAGAAUCUUAAAGAUCUCAACGACGUAACAGAUGUCUAUCCGCACGGUCUAUGCUCGCCAGCUCAUCAGAUUCCUGAGGUUGAAAUAUGCGAUCGUAUUCACGAAAAUAUUGAGGGAUGCCCUAUUGUUGACGUCGAGGAAGCGAGAGAGAUGCGCCUUCACCGGUCGUAUGCUACCUUUUGUGAAAACUUUACGCUAUCCGGGACAAAGAGUACGAGAAGAAGGUUCGACUUAUCAAUGGGGAUGGAGUGGGUAGAGGAUCGUACACAGUCCUCUCACACGGAUCCGACUCUCGGGAACAACGACACACCUGCAUUUUCGGGUUCUGCAUAUCCUGAGCACAUAACGGUCCAUUCAAAGCCCGGACCAAGUCCAGCCGCGUUCCCAAUGUCAUGUCCAUCUACGCAUCUUAACGAUACACCCAUACCACCCUCGGCAACUGUGGAGAAUCCCUCUUCAGAAUGGCCAGUCAAAAACGCAUCAAGGGUUGAAGGAGAGUUGAACUGGAUCAGUUCAAGUUCCGAGCCCAAAUCUGAUUACCCCCAACCACCGCCUCGCAUCAUCACCCCAACUGUCUGGAUGGACAUGCAGUGCGACAAGAGAGAACGCAAAGCAGCACGACCACAGAGACUCCUAAAUCCGUUUCGGUCGUGGUUUACGACGAGCCAGCCCUCGUGGGGCCGGAGGCAUGAAGUCGUCGAAUAA